UCUACAUUUGAUCCUCAUUCAUGAGAAUGUCCCCUAACCCAAUGUUCUAAACCACUGGACCCACAGGUCUUAAGCUUUCAGAAGACUACACCUCAAGUCAGAACUGAUCCAGCUCCCCUUGAAAGCCUUUAACAUUCGUGUCAGUCCAGAAUCCUUUGACAGCCAGAAACCAACUCAGUAUCUCAGCAGUCAUGGCCUUGGAUCAGUGGACCUUCUUCACAAGUCCACCCAACAUCUCCAUUCCUGAGCCGCUCCUCUACGACAGCUACAUCCAGGAGAAUGACUCUGAGCUGGACCUGAACAUCUCUGCGGCUGGAGAGCCUCACCAGGACAAGACCAGCUCGGUGGUCAUGACGUUCAUCUACUUUGUGGUGUGUGCGGUGGGCCUGUGUGGCAACACCCUGGUCAUCUACGUCAUCCUGCGUUACGCCAAAAUGAAGACGGUGACCAACAUCUACAUCCUGAACCUGGCGGUGGCAGACGUCCUGUGCAUGAUGAGCCUGCCGUUCAUCGCCAUGCAGCUGGCCUUAGUGCACUGGCCAUUUGGAGAGGCGCUGUGCAGGGUGGUCAUGACCGUAGACUCUCUCAACCAGUUCACCAGUAUCUUCUGCCUGAUGGUGAUGAGUAUUGAUCGAUACCUGGCCGUGGUCCAUCCUAUUAAGUCCACCAAAUGGAGGAAGCCCCGCGUAGCCAAGCUAACUAACCUGACCGUGUGGGUUGUGUCACUGCUAGUCAUCUUACCAACGAUGAUCUUCAGUGGACUUAACAAGGUGCCGGUGUGUGGGAUUGUGUGGCCGGAGCCCCAGAACACCUUCUCCACCGCCUUCAUAUUCUACACCUUCUUCGUCGGCUUCUGUCUGCCUUUGGCAGUCAUCUGUCUGUGCUACCUGCUCAUUAUAGUCAAGGUAAAGUCAUCUGGUGUACGAGUGGGUUCCACCAAACGCAAGCGGUCAGAGCGCAAGGUGACGCGGAUGGUGUCCAUCGUGGUGGCGGUCUUUGUCCUCUGCUGGCUGCCUUUCUACAUUUUCAACGUCACUUCUGUCACCAGCUCCAUUAGACCCACAUCAGCGCUGAAGAGCACCUUUGACCUCGUGGUAGUGCUCGGCUACGCCAACAGCUGCGCCAACCCCAUCCUGUACGCCUUUUUGUCGGAGAACUUCAAGAAGAGCUUUCAGAACGUUCUGUGUCUGAAAAAGGUGGCGGGUCUGGACGAGGUGGAGCGGAGUGACAGCAGGGUGGACAGGAGCCGGAUGGUUCACGACGCAAUCAACGCCAACCUGGAGACGCACGAAGCGGCCCUGCUCAACGGCGAGCUGCAGACUGGCAUCUGAGAUGAUGAGCAGGAGAAGAAGAUAGGUCAGAGUGGUG
Molecule: messenger RNA, 1368 nt
Organism: Thalassophryne amazonica
Lineage: Eukaryota; Metazoa; Chordata; Actinopteri; Batrachoidiformes; Batrachoididae
Gene: sstr2a
Product: somatostatin receptor 2a
Exons: 3
Coding region: 192-1331 (379 amino acids)
Biological process (GO): neuropeptide signaling pathway; cellular response to glucocorticoid stimulus; cellular response to estradiol stimulus
Cellular component (GO): membrane; neuron projection
Molecular function (GO): somatostatin receptor activity; neuropeptide binding
Source: RefSeq, a predicted model, not a curated record